CAAAAAAAAUUAUUUUUCAUUGUCCAAAAAAAUGAUGAAGAGCAGUAGUGUUGUGCUCCUUGUAGCAGCUCUUGCUCAGCAGUACAUUUUAGCAGGUCAGUGUAAUAGAUCUAGCAAUGUAGCUCUUUUGACAGCCUGUUCUCCAAUAGACUCUGAAUCCUGCAGUCAUCAUCAAACUGGCUCUGUACGUUUGGUAUGGGGAUCAGGACCCUGGGAGGGGAACCUGCAAGUUUGUCUCAAUGGUGUAUGGGGCUGGGUCUGUCACAAUUCCUUCAGUAAUAUUGAUGCAAGGGUUGUCUGUAGGCAGUUGGGAUUUUCUACAAAAGGAGCUCAAUUCAAGGGAAACUCAUAUUAUGGUUGGGGCACUGGAAAGAAAUUGAUUGACUAUGUGAACUGCGUUGGAACAGAGAACAGUUUACUCGACUGUAAGUACUCUAAAGCCUCAACUAGUUUGUGCAAUCAUGGUACACUUGCUGGAGUGGUUUGCCAAAGUGGUGGCUCAUGCAAAAAUCAUGACAUUCGUUUGAUAACAGCAUCAUCAUCAUAUAGAUCAUAUGGUCGGAUUGAGUACUGUCUCAAUAAUGAAUGGGGAACUGUAUGUGAUGAUGGUUGGGAUAAUUCUGAUUGUAAAGUAGCAUGUAAACAAUUGGGAUUUGAUGGUCAGUCUUGUAGAUCUACUUGUUGUGCAAACUAUGGAAAAGGCUAUGCUCCUAUAGCAAUAAGACAUGUGGGCUGUUCAAGUAGCAGUAACAGUCUCUCUUCUUGUAGUUACAUAGCAAAUUCUGUUGGAUGCAGUAGCACUGAAGUUGCUGGGAUGGAGUGUUUUGGUCGAGUUAAGACCCCUUGUACUAAUGGGCAGUUCAGAUUGUGGAGACCUUUUAAUAAUACAGGACCCAGUAAUGAAGGGAUUCCAUUGUAUUGUAAAAGUGGAGUCUGGAGAACUGUCUGCAGUUACACGUUCAAUUGUUACACUGCAAAACUAAUAUGUAAAGCAAUGGGAUAUCCUGGAGCACUUGGCGUUGCAAAUAAUUAUAGAUAUUAUGGUCGGUAUCACAUGAGUUAUUAUGACACAUACUACUGGUCAUGCAGUUCUUCUAGUUCUUCACUAUCUCAAUGUUCAUAUGUUUAUUCAAGAGAGUGUUGUUCUAGAAGGUAUGGUUACUGUAGAUCAUAUUGCAACAGGUGCACUGCUUCAACAGCAACUGCUCUUAUCUGUUAUUCUCCUUCUCCAGAAUCUGGUACUUGUGCUAAUGGUACUGUAAGACUAGUCAAUGGAUCUACCAGUAAUGAAGGAAGAGUAGAGUAUUGUUACGAUGGGGACUGGGUACCUUCCUGUGGUAUGUCAUCAAUCACUGCUUCACUCAUAUGUAAACAGCUAGGAUACAAUUCUACUUUUGUCAGUGUCUUUAAUGAUGAAAGAUUUGGUCGUACUAACACAUCAAGCACUUUCAACUAUAAAUACUGCAGUAGAAGUCAGAGUUCAAUUUCAAAUUGUACGGAUGUAAUAAAAGAAAGCUUAUGUUAUAUAAAUCCUUCACAAUGUUCAACAGAGUAUGGUCUACGUUGCUAUAAUACUGGUUCAUGUUCCAAUGACGGUGAGAUCCGAUUGGCCAAUGGUACAAUAGAGCAAGAAGGUAGAGCUGAAAUAUGUCUCAAUGGAGUAUGGGGUGGUAUCUGUCAAACUAGUUGGGGUACAUCUGAUGCUUUGGUAUUCUGUAAAGGACUGGGAUACAGAGGACCAAAUCCAACCACAUUCUAUGGUGCUUAUUUUGGUGAGACUGAAGGUCCGAUUAUAUUAAGUAAUAUUGGUUGCUCUGGAUUUGAGACCAGCAUUCAACAAUGUAGCAAGAGUAUACAACCAAACUUCAAUUGCACACAGCAAAAAUCAGCUGGAGUGAUGUGCAAAGACUCUUGCAGCAAUGGUCAGGUGAAACUAAGAGGUGGCAAUGGCCCUAGUGAAGGAACUGUUCUUGUCUGUUAUAAUAACAUGUGGGGCUUAAUAUCAGAUACUGCAUGGAGCAAUGGAGAUGCUAGAGUUGUCUGUAAUACACUUGGAUACAAGAAUAAAACUGCUAAACCUGUAAUUGGAUCACAUUUUGGCAAGACAAACUUACCACUACAUUUUAAGCAUGUGUCAUGUUUUGGCCAAGAGACUAGCAUUAUGCACUGCUCUAAGAUCAUACUCUCACUUAAAAAUGGAAAACUGGCUCUCAACACUGAUGAUGUAGCUGGGGUUAAAUGUAUAGAUGAUGAUGGUGAUGGUGACAAUGAUGAUAAUGUUGGAACAAGGCCUAGGGGCUGUAUCGAGAUCAAUACUGUAGCAUCACAGUGUCAGUCUAAUGGUACUAUCAGAUUAGAAGGUAGUGAGGAGAAAGGGACUGGUAGAUUAGAGUAUUGUUAUAAUGGAUACUGGUCACCAUUCUGUAAACUGGAUGCUGUAGCUGCAUCUGUUGUCUGUAAACAGCUUGGAUUCACUAACUAUACAGCUGCUUCAAUCAUUCCCAUUGAAAUAUCUCAGAACUUCAGCCUCUUUGAAAAUAUCACAUGUACUGGUACAGAGUCUUCCUUAUCAAACUGCAAGAUUCAUGCAUCAAAAUGUCUCAAAUGGUGCAGUGAAGUUUUAGCAAUAAAAUGUUUCAAUCCUGGUAUGUGUACUAAUGGUGAUAUUAGACUAGUUGAUGGUAUCAUUGAAAAUGAAGGAAGAAUUGAAAUAUGUACUGAUGGAGUCUGGGGAGCUGUCUGUGAUGAAGGAUGGGAUAAGACUGAUGCUCAUGUUGCCUGUACUGAAAUUGGAUUUCCACAAUUAGAACCAGUGGCAUAUCAUAACUCUUACUUUGGUGAUGGAAAGUAUCCAAUUAUGUAUUCUGAUUUUUCUUGUGGAGGAUGGGAGACUAACUUAACCGACUGUGAUAAGAAAAUUUUUCCUCAGUCAAAAUGCUCAAGGGAUAGUGUUGCUGGAGUAUUGUGUGGAUAUGAUUGUGAAGAUGGUGAGAUACGAUUGGUAGGUAGUGAAUGGAACUAUGAGGGAACAAUAGAGAUUUGUCAUGACCAUAUUUGGGGCCUUAUCUCUGAUUCAAGUUGGGGUAUUCAGAAUGCUGAAGUAGCCUGCAGGCAAUUAGGAUACCAGAUAUAUGGAACUCAUCCAUAUUAUCGUUCUCAUUUUGGCAAACCACCUAACAAGACGAUACACAUAUCAAGCAUACACUGCACUGGACAUGAAAGAACAAUCAGUGAUUGUACAAGAACAACUCUUUCCCUAGAGGAAGGAAAGACUAUGAUACCUCAGACUAAUGUAGCUGGUGUGAAGUGCUAUACUCCUGAUCAAUGCAUUCCUCCUCCAACUGGAGGAGUAUCAUGUACUAGUGGACGCAUUAGACUAACUGGUGGUGGUAGGUCUGGUGUUGCUGAAGGGAAUAUAGAGUACUGCUAUCAUGGAUCAUGGUCACUGUUUUGUUCACUUGGACCACAAGAAGCAAUAGUAGCUUGCAGACAGCUAGGAUAUGAGCAAUAUGAUAUAACAGCAGUGUUUAAUGAUGGAAGGUUUGGAUUAUCCAGUGUCAAUAGCCUGUUUCAGAAUGUUUCAUGUAUUGAUGCCCCAACUGCUACAUCAUUAAGUGAAUGUGAUCUUGUUGAUAAAUGUCAAUCAAAGUGUCAGUACCCCAUUGGUCUACGAUGCUAUGAAUCAACUGGUGAGUGUGAAGAAGGAUCAGUGCGUCUUGUUAAUGGUAGCACAGGAGAGUCUGGAAGAUUGGAAGUCUGUACUAAUAAUAUUUGGGGGAGUGUAUGUGGUAGGGGAUUCAGUGUAACUGAUGCAUAUGUAGUGUGUAGACAAAUGGGGCUUGGAGAAUCUGAACCAACUGUUUAUACUGAUUCAUACUUUGGUGAUGGUAAUGAAGCUAUCAUUUAUUCUGAUUUCAAUUGUGGAGGAUAUGAAGAGACUGUUAGUGAAUGCCGCAAGAGAGAACAUGGCUCCUUUACUUGUUCUCUUAAUAAUGUUGUUGGAAUCAUUUGUAGAGACAAUUGCUCUAACUCUGAUGUACGUUUGGUUGGUGGUCCAACUGAUUAUGAAGGUAUACUUCAAGUGUGUUAUUAUAAUACCUGGGGGCUUGUGUCUGCUAAUGGAUGGACUGACAGAGAAGCAUCAGUAGUCUGUAAACAACUGAACUAUAAUGCAUCAAGAGGUGAUGCUGUUAAUGGCUCACGUUAUGAAGCAUCAAGGAGGACCAUACAACUUAUUAAUGUUGCCUGCACUAGAAAUGAAGAGGAGCUGGAUCAGUGUGAUAAGAGAUUAUUGACACCAGCAGAAGGAGCAGUUCUUACUAGAGUGGUUGAUGUAGCUGGAGUUUAUUGCAUACCAGCAGUAACUGAUACCCCUCGCCCUCGGCCAUCAUUCAUUUUCCUCAGUUCUCCAAUAGAAGUUAGCCAUAUGAAAAGAAGUACAAAAACGAUAUAUGCUGCUACUGUCAGUGUCCUGAUAUUAGUAAUAGUUCUCAUUAUUGCAAGUUGCAUGGUUAUCAUUAUUAAGCUGCUAAAGGCAAAGACGAUUGUUUUCAACAGGCAGAUGGAACUGCAGGCAUUAUCAAAUCCAACAAAAUCUAACGAGUACACAGCUGUUGAUGAAAAAUAAGAAACAUCAUGCUGGACUAGGUCAUUUUGGUAGUAUCUAAAUUUCUUUGAAAUGAUUUUUUGAGUUAA
Molecule: messenger RNA, 4695 nt
Organism: Amphimedon queenslandica
Lineage: Eukaryota; Metazoa; Porifera; Demospongiae; Haplosclerida; Niphatidae
Product: scavenger receptor cysteine-rich domain superfamily protein-like
Exons: 23
Coding region: 32-4627 (1531 amino acids)
Cellular component (GO): membrane
Source: RefSeq, a predicted model, not a curated record